GUGUUACUUUUUCAUUAUCUAUUUUUAUGUAUAUAUUUUAAUUUGAUAGACACAAGACUAGUAAAUCAAAAAUAUACCAACCCUAAUCUCUUCCGCAGGAAAUUGUGGGGAAGUGGGAAUUGAAGACCUGGAGAAGAAAUGAGAAAAGCAUGAACCCUUCCAAGUUUUGGCUCUUUCUGCAAUAGGAAGCAAGGAUGUUUGUCAAAGCUCGAGCUGUAUUAUUCAAAUUUGAGGGUAAUGGCUUUCUUUUCCCAUACUCAACUGCUGCCUCCACCCAUUUCUUACUCAAUUACCUCAUCAGCUCACUCGGAUUCUCCAAACAAGAAGCUGCCUCUGCCUCUGCUAAGGUUGGUUAUCGUGUAAACUCAUUCAAGAAUCCUGAUUUAGCCCUCAAUUUCUUCAAACAAACUGGUUUUAACGACACCCACAUCAAAUUAUUGGUUUCCAAGUACCCUAAAGUGCUAUUCUAUGAUGUUGAAAAAACCCUUAAACCCAAAUUACAAUGUCUUUCUGAACUCGGAUUAUCGGGUUCCGAUUUAGUCAAAGUCAUUUUGAGAGAUUGGAAGUUUCUUACCAGGGGAUUAGAUACUCAUAUAAAACCCCUUAUAAGUCUUCUUAAAAAUGUAUUGGGUAAUGAUGAAAAUGUGGUUAAGGUUAUAAAGAAAUGUGCUUGGUUGAUUAGUCUGUAUAGUUGUGGAGCUAUGGAAGUCAAUUUGAAUUUAUUGCGGUUACUUGGUUGCUCAAAUGAUAAAAUCAAGAAUAUUGUGAUUACAUAUCCCAGAAUUCUUAACACAAAUAACAAGAGGCUUGAGGAUAUAUUGCAUAGAGUGGAAAAAGAAGUUGGUGUUUCUCCUGACUCAGCAAUGUUUCUCCACAUCGUUAAUGUGCUUGUUAGCUUGAGUCAAGAUAAAGUAGACACAAAAUUUGGAAUCUUCAAGAGUUUUGGGUGGUCUGACACUGAUGUUCUCACAAUGUUCCAAAAGCUACCUUACUGUGUAGGCCUAUCAGAUGCACGAAUUCAAACUGCAUUGACAUUUUUGAUGAAAGAAGUCAGAUACACAUCUGUUUACAUCGCUUCUCACCCUUACCUUUUAGCAUACAGUUUGGAGAAGAGGUUAAUACCCAGAUAUGAAGUGUGGAAACUCGUCAAUGAAAAGAAUCUGAUAAAGAGUAGGCGGGAGUUUUACACUGUGAUGACAUGGCAUGAAUCAAAGUUUUUGGAGAAAUAUGUGCUGCCUGUCAAAGCUGAACUGCCUGACUUGUAUGAUUUGUACGUCAAAAGGAUUGGAAAAUAGAAGCUUUUCAAUCUUCUUAGUUCUUCUGGCGGACAUGCAAGAGCUUACAAUCUCUAUUGAUUAUCCACUAUUUUUAGCUUCAGCAAUGCAAAAUGGAUUUCCUUAAUCAGAUUACCUUUCCUCUUUAAGGCUUGAUCCAUCAUAUUGACAUUGUUAUCAGUUCAAUUUUUGCCAUCUUCAACUUUCUGGUGCAGCGACAAGUAGAAAUCGAAACAAGAAGAUCGUCUUUUAAAGUUUAGGUGCUUUCAGAAAAUACAAAUGAAGCAAGUACUUCUCUUUUUCAUUUGGUAUAUGCCUUUGAAGAAUUGCCAAUGAUUUCUCAAAGAGAGUACAAAGUCUGGUGCAAGUUAUCCAAUAGUUUGCGGUGCAUGUCUGAACUUACCGAGGCUCAUGAGCAAUUAAUUUGUUUCUGCUUCAAUUGCUCACAAAAAUUUGCACCAGAACUGUUAGCUACUUGGUGGAGUUUUACUCACCUCUUGAGUUGGUUUUACUCACCUGUGGAAGCUUCAUUAGAGCCUUAAAUGUCUUAGCCAGGCCAAUGUUAAAAGAUUUCUGUUUCUGCUGAGGACUUCUUUCUUGAUGUUAGUUGAUGGAUUUUGGUAUGUGCUGAAUGAAUGCCAUUUUCCCAAUUCUUAUAACUAUUUCUUUUUAGGAAGUUGACGUUUGCGUACUUGUUUUGCUUAAUAUAUCGAUCGAUCGAGAGCAGAGAAGCUGCUUGUUAUAUGCUAAGCUUCAAGGUGCUGCCUUACACCUUUCUCCUCCUGAGCUUGCUCACAUUGUCAGUCUUGAGCUCGGAUAAAGGAGGAGGGUUGCGGUUGGUUGCAACUUGCAGCCAUCAUAAAACUUGUUGACUUUUAAUAAGUUCUCACAAUGUAAAUUCCAAGGUUUUUUUGAAUUGAGGUGUGUCAUUAUUGUUAUUUGUUGGUUGUGAACCAGAUGUAGUAGGCGUUGGCCAUGAAAAUAAAAAACUUUUUCCUUUA
This is a messenger RNA of Capsicum annuum, 2275 nucleotides long. Its product is annotated as transcription termination factor MTERF5, chloroplastic. Gene Ontology annotation, cellular component: chloroplast. The coding region runs from base 195 to 1295 and encodes 366 amino acids. Lineage: Eukaryota; Viridiplantae; Streptophyta; Magnoliopsida; Solanales; Solanaceae. Gene Ontology annotation, biological process: regulation of DNA-templated transcription; chloroplast organization. The record is from RefSeq and is a predicted model, not a curated record. The transcript has 2 exons. Gene Ontology annotation, molecular function: double-stranded DNA binding.